AUGAAAACAAUUGUUAAAAUAUGUAAUGAUUGCAGGAGAUUUAAAAGUUNAUAAUAUAGUGGAGAAUUUCCAUUUGGUAUAAUUUCAAUAAUUAAGAAUUAUUUAUUAUUGUUAUAAAUUAGAACUUUUCAUUGUUAAUUAGGAGAAUACUUAAAUUUAUAGUCUGGAGGAUGUGUAGAAUGUGAUAUUUCAUAGAAUUAAUAUUCUGUUUCAUUUAAUGCUUCUAAAUGUGAAACUAAAGAUGAAAUUAAGAUUAAAAAUAUAUAGCCAGCCAUGAUUGAAUUAAGAGAAGGAUAUUGGAGACCAUUUUAUUUCAGUAAAAUUAUUGAAGAAUGCUAUCAUCUAAAUUUAAAUUGUUUAGGUGGUUGGUUUGCAGGAAAUCCUUCUUGUGCUUUUGGCCAUAUAGGAGCAUUAUGUGAAUAAUGUGAUUUAUAUAAUAUAGCAGGAAAUGGUUAAUUUUCUCAAAGCAAAAAGUAUUCAUGCUCUAGUUGUGAAGAUGUAGCUGGAAAUAUCGUUAAUAUAUUAUUGGUUAUAUUAUGGACUUUAUUUUCUGUCUUUUUGUCUGUUAACAGCACAAUUAAAAUGAUAGAAGAGUUUAUUCAAUAUACUAAACUUAAAACAAUAGGAAAAUUUAUAGUAUUUAAAUCAGCAUCAACUUCAGUUUUGAUAAAAGUCUUUACAAAUUAUUUAUAAAUUAUCAGUUCUUUAGCAACUUUUUAAUUAACAAUUCCUAGUGGAAUAACUUUAACAUUUACAUCAGUAGGAAAUCCAAUAGAAUCAAUGGCAUUCUCAUUAGAUUGUUAUUUAGUUUAAGUGAGCUCUAUACCAAUUCAUUAUCUUCGAUUAAUAUGGGGGCUCUUAAUGGUUGGAUUUUAUAUCUUUGCUUAUAUGUUUAUUCAUUUAGUCUCCUAAGUUGUUAUCAAUAAAUUAUAACCUAGCAUAACAUUUAUAGUUACUACUUUAAUAUACAUCUACAUAUAUUUAUCUCCAAAUAUUUUCGGAGGUUUGAUUUCUUUAUUAUCAUACAGAAAUAUUUCUAAUAUUGAUUGGAUUUCUGCUAAUGUAUCUUACGAAUAUAAUACCUCAUUACAUUAUGAUUGGUUGGUCUUUUUUGUAACCCCAAUAUUUAUUAUAAUUGGAAUUAUUUUGCCUCUUUUCUUUUGGUUUGUAGUUUAUUAUAAUCGAAGUAAAUUAGAUACAACAAAAGUAAGAAAGAUUUGGGGAUAUCUCUAUAACGAAUAUAAAGUAAGUACCUAUUAUUGGGAAACAAUAAAAAUUAUUUAAAAAGAAUUCAUUAUUUUAGUAUUAAUUUAUUAUGAAGAUUAUAUAGCAAUAAAAGCAAUUUUAAUCUUUUUUAUUUUGUAUAUAUAUGGUAAUCUAACAUAUUAAUAUAAACCAUACUAAACAGGAGAUUUAAAUCAUAUUGAUUCUUUACAGACAUCUAUAUGUAAAAUAUCCAUACUGUUAGCAUCACUUAUCUUUACAGCCUAAAGUUUACAGAUAAGAGAAAUAAUUUUGCCUUCUUACGUAAUUCUAGCAGUAAUUAAUUUUGCAUUUACCUUAAAUAUUCUUUCUAAAAUUUUAUUUGCUUACUUUGAUAAAUUGUAAGUGUAAAUUGAUUCUGUCAAGGCUUAUUUUAGUUAUAGAUUUCCAUAUAUUAUUAAAAGCAAUAAAAUUUGUGUGAAGGUAUUUAAAAACACAGUUGAAAGAAAAUAAAUAAUUAGAUAAAGAUUUUUAAUGAUUAAAGCUUAUUUACUUGCUGAAGCUAAAUAAAUAAUCCAAUACAAAGAGUAUAUAUAUAUUAUAGAGAUUUUUUAGGUUCUAAAAGUAAAUAAGUAAAACAAACAGAAAAAUGUAUGAUGGUGGAUUGUACGAUAACUUUUCCUCCUCUCCAUAGAAUAUCAAUAAAAUAAUUAGACUAAAUACAAAUUACAAUUCAUCAAGAUUUAAUAUUCAUAUCAAAUAAUCCUCUUCAGAAAAUUGA
Paramecium sonneborni is the source of this 1984-nucleotide messenger RNA. Lineage: Eukaryota; Ciliophora; Oligohymenophorea; Peniculida; Parameciidae. The record is from the annotation of a GenBank genome assembly.